This is a messenger RNA of Lontra canadensis (Northern American river otter), 1545 nucleotides long. RefSeq names its product metaxin 3 (gene MTX3). The record is from RefSeq and is a predicted model, not a curated record. Bases 15 to 953 code for a protein of 312 amino acids. Gene Ontology annotation, biological process: mitochondrion organization. Lineage: Eukaryota; Metazoa; Chordata; Mammalia; Carnivora; Mustelidae. The transcript is spliced from 9 exons. Gene Ontology annotation, cellular component: SAM complex.
UCGACCCCGGCAAGAUGGCGGCCCCCUUGGAGCUCAGUUGCUGGGGAGGUGGCUGGGGGCUCCCAUCGGUGCACAGCGAGUCCUUGGUGGUGAUGGCUUAUGCCAAAUUUUCUGGUGCACCCUUGAAAGUCAAUGUCAUAGAUAACACCUGGAGAGGUUCAAGAGGAGAUGUACCAAUUUUGACAACUGAAGACAACAUUGUUUCUCAGCCUGCAAAAAUACUAAACUUUUUAAGAAAACAGAAAUAUAAUGCUGAUUAUGAACUCUCAGCAAAACAGGGGGCAGAUACCCUGGCUUACAUUGCUCUCAUCGAAGAGAAGCUUCUUCCUGCAGUGCUUCACACAUUCUGGGUUGACAGUGACAAUUACUUUACUGUGACAAAGCCAUGGUUUGCUUCACGAAUUCCUUUUCCCUUGAGUUUGAUUCUGCCUGGAAGGAUGUCUAAGGGAGCACUAAAUAGAAUUCUUCUGACCAGAGGAGAGCCUCCUCUCUACCACCUCCGAGAAGUGGAAGCUCAGAUAUACAGAGAUGCCAAGGAGUGCCUAAAUCUUCUGUCAAACAGAUUGGGAACAUCUCAGUUUUUCUUUGGAGAUACGCCAUCUACCUUGGAUGCCUAUGUGUUUGGUUUCCUCGCGCCACUUUAUAAAGUACGCUUUCCUAAAGUUCAGUUACAAGAACAUCUGAAACAGCUCUCCAACCUGUGCCGCUUUUGUGAUGACAUCCUAAAUAGUUAUUUUAGGCUUAGUCUUGGAGGCAUCUCUCCUGCUGGACAAGAAACAGUAGAUGCAAAUCUGCAGAAACUCACACAACUUGUAAAUAAGGAAUCCAACUUGAUUGAAAAGAUGGAUGACAAUCUUCGCCAAAGCCCUCAGCUUCCUCCUCGGAAACUGCCAACACUUAAAUUGACUCCAGCAGAAGAAGAAAGUAAUUCCUUACAACGGCUAUCGCCCUGACAGCCCUCAUGCUUUGUGUCCAAAGUCAUGUGAUUGUUGCAGUCAUCUCUUACACUACUUAUGUGAAGGCAAACAGAAAAUGCCAUUAGUAGGUAUAAGGAAGGCUCUAAAAAGAAACUUUCUCUGACAUCUAGUUUUUCUUAAUUAGGAAGCUUGUAUUUUAGCUUCGCAGUGCACUUUAGAUAACAUCAGAAUGAAUGCUAAAUGAACUUGGGGAAAAAAGAAAACACACUGUACUGUAUAUUUAAACAACAACAACCUGCCUUAAUCUUGGCAGAUUUUUGCCUUUAGUUCACAUGUUGCUGACCAAAACAUACAAUUCUGUUCUGAAUGUGUGCUCUUAUUUAUUCAAGUUAAUUUAUUAAUCUAGUUUUCUUAGAACAGUUUGAAUAUCUAAUACGUGGCUUUUUGAGGCUUUUUUUUUCUUCUGUUUAGAAAUUUUGAUGCCAAUUUUAGACGUUAGGGGAAAAUGUAAUAUUCUCAUAUUCUAUUUACUUCAGUAGAAAAGCCUGUAUUUAAAAAGCAACGAGGAAUGUGCUUUUUAAUUAUGUUCUCAGAAGUAUAAUCUUCUGGGCGAUCAGUACUACACACA